Bicyclus anynana (squinting bush brown) is the source of this 5081-nucleotide messenger RNA. Its product is annotated as facilitated trehalose transporter Tret1. NCBI's taxonomy places the organism in Eukaryota, Metazoa, Arthropoda, Insecta, Lepidoptera, Nymphalidae. Gene Ontology annotation, cellular component: membrane. Bases 128 to 1573 code for a protein of 481 amino acids. The record is from RefSeq and is a predicted model, not a curated record. The transcript has 8 exons. Gene Ontology annotation, molecular function: transmembrane transporter activity. Gene Ontology annotation, biological process: transmembrane transport.
UUUACCAUCUUUAGUUCACCUACCGCCGCCGCCGCAGUCCGAUAGCAGACGGCAGACACGGCAGUGUCUGGAUAAGUACCGUUCUGAGUUUCAUUCAUCCAGUGACAGUUGUUAAUAAGUUACCAAAAUGAAUUUUAUCAUCACGAAACUGAUGUGGCAAAACGGGACCCGAAUAAACCAGUACUUAUUCGCAAUUAUAAUUACUAUCCCGCUGCUCAGCUUUGGAAUGAUCCAAGGCUGGUUGUCACCGAUGAUCUCCGUCCUUCAAUCCACGGAAGGACCAGCUCCGGAGCCCUACACCAGCACCGAUAUAUCCUGGAUGACAUCUGUCACAUAUAUCACCGCAAUCAUAUUCGGUGCCCCUAUGGGCUACCUAACUGACAGAUAUGGGAGGAAGGUCAUGACUCUUAUAACGACCUUUUCACUAAUCUUAUACUGGCAAAUAAAACUGCUAUCCUUGGAGCCAUGGGCGUUGAUUCUCGCACGAGCCAUCGCUGGCAUUCCUUGCUCAGCUUGCUACAUCGUUCUGCCAAUAUAUUUGAAAGAAAUAAGUGAUAUAGAUCUGAGAGGAGCGCUUGGAUCCCUGCUGAUUUUGAACAGGAACAUUGGGUAUCUCGCCAGUUACGUGUUUGCGGAUUUGCUAGAAGUGACACCGAUGCUGUGGAUGGGACUUCUAGUGCCGACUGUCGUGUUCUUCAUCUUCCUGAUAAUGCCCGAGACGCCGGAGUUUCUGGUCAAACAGGGCAAGAUUGAUGAAGCCAAAACUGUUCUGGCGUGGCUUCGCGGCGUGAGCAUCAUGGAGCGAUCACUGGAACAGGACAUCGACAGCCUGGUGAAGGUGGAGAAACAGACCAAGGAAGAGGCUAAGAACGUCUGGAAAAUAAUACUGAAAGAUAAAGCUACCUUCAAAGCUUUCAUAAUCACUUUGGUGAUAAAAAUCACACAACAGUUCGACGGCUACCUUAUCGUGCUGAUAUACGCCGGCUUCGUGUUCGAGCGCGCCUCAGAGUCCAUCAGCCUCAAGUUGAGUCCCAACAAGCAGGUCAUGCUGAUUGGGCUCGUGCAACUGCUGGGCUCUACCAUUGCCACGUGUAUUGUUGAGAAGACUGGGCGUAAGCUUCUUCUCGUAAGCACCUCCUUCGCAAUAGGAGUGGGCAUGUUGCUACUGUCCGCGUGGUUCUACCUCACUGGUAUCGGCAUGUGGCUGCCGGGCUGGCUGCCCGUCUUCGCCAUGUGCUUCUGCAUCUUCGCCGAUGCUGCUGGAUUCCAGCCCAUCUCUUACAUCAUCAUCACGGACUUGUUUUCAUUCCAGCUACGUGGCACAGUGUCAUCGUUCGCGAACAUUUGCGCUAAACUCAGCAACUUUGUCCAAAUGAAAUGGUUCACCAAACUCUGCGAAUUGAUCAGCAUACACUGGACUUUCCUGUUCUUUGCUAUCGUAUGUUUCUUCGCAUGCUUCUACACUCUCAUAGCGUUUCCCGAGACUAGACAAAAGUCUGUCGAAGAGAUAUACGAAAAGCUUUCAAACAGGAAUAAGGAUAAAAAAGAAGAGAGAAUAAAGGCUGUGCCGUAGUAUUGUGAGUAAUGUAUGUUGUAACGGUGUGAAUUAGUUUUGCAUGAGAUUUUAGGAAAUGCUCAAAGGUUGUGAGAUAUGAUGAGUAUUACGUAGAUUUUGAAAUUAUCUUCUCUAAUUAAUCAUAUAAGAUCUUUAAAGAUAAGAAAUUUGAUUUGAUCAAGUAAAAACAUGUACUUAAUUUGUAUAAUACUAUAUAUAACAUUAUACGAAAUUUGAUUUGAUCAAGAAAAAGCAUGUACUUAAUUUGUAUAAUAUUAUAUAUAACAUUUUUCGAAAUUUAAUGGAAACUUCAUUAAAAUUCGUAAUAUUAAUGAUGCAGUUAAGUCCUAUAGUUGUAUGUCAGAGUACAGAUUUAUUUAAAAUCAACGUAAUAUAUAUAUUUUUUUUAAUAAGAGAGUAUGUAGAGUCUGAUAUUUUUAAUAUCAGUAAAUGUAUGUCUUGGUCCAUCCUAGAGAUUUGUGUUUAUAGAUGCAAAUCUAGACUGUUAUUAGAAUAAUUUAUCUCGUCACGUUUAGUUAGUAAAAUAGUAUUUUAAGUAAUUAUUUUUGAGAGAUUUAAAUAUAUUAUGUAAGUUUAAUUUAAUUUGGUCAGUAGUGUUAAAGAAUACUUAAUAUAGUGUAUUAAACAUACACUGCCUCGUUACUCCAAUGGUUAGCCUAUGUGGCUUAGGAUCAUGAUGUCCUGGGUUUGAAUCCAGGACCGGGCUGUGAAAUACUUUUUCCAAGAAAUUUCCAGCCAAAAUUCCCAGUGAAGUAGAGAAAUUCGUGGUGCUACACCCAUUGCUUCAAAUAUCACAUGAUUAUUAUCAUUAACAACAUAUUCUGUUUUUUAAUCGUUAGAGCUAAACAUUACCCACCAACCCACAUUGGAGUAGCGUGGUAAAUCUAAGUUCCAUAUCCCAUCUCCUAUGAAGAAUAAAUAUAGGUACUUACUAUAUUUGUGCAAUAUCACCAGAUUUUACAUUUUUAAACGUUAACAAUGUCAAACUAUUAAUUUCAAAAUGAUAACUAAAUUAAUUCAAAGUUACGUAAUGUUACGUGAACUCGAGCAAUGAUAUUACGUUAAUUAUGUGAGUUUGCAUUUUUAUUAUUAUUAUUUAAAUUAAAAACCCUCGUGAUACGUUUAGUAGGUAUCCUAAACAGUUAUAAUUCACGGCACUUUAUAUCCCGCUACUGAAAUAAUUUAUGUGUUUAAAUCAAAUCUUUUAUUAUUUUAACAAUACUUGUUGAAAUUUUUGCAAGUUGCAGUGUUAAAUUGAUAAUUUAAUUGUUAUAUAACUCUUGCUCCUAAUUUAAUAAUCGUAAAGAACAAAACAAAACUUUUAAUAAAAUGUACCUACACAUCCAUAUUUAUUUUGAUAUUCUAAAUAAUUUUAAAACAUUUACCGAUUUUUUCGCAUGACUUAAUGAGUUUUUCUUUGUUAUUUAUUAAGAGCAUGUAGCUGUUUUGUUCUUUUGCUUUUAAAUUAAACGGAUAAGUUUUAAAUACUGACCCGCACUGAUCCGAUCCGUAUCCUUAGAAAUACGGACAUAAAAACACGGACCGAUUUCGGAUAUUUCGGAUCUUUGAUCCAAAUCUAAAAUAAAAAUAGUCUUAUGAUACGUAUUAGAAACGACUUUCUCCCAUCUGUUUAAUGGAUGAAAAUAGUUUUAUACCAAAAUUAGUACGCUAAAAAUAUGUUAUUAUUAUAGUAGUUUGACUCAAAAACUGGCUACAUUAACUAAUUGGCUGGAUAGUUAAUGGUUAAUAAACAUAAUGGUUAAUGAAAAUUUGACCAGGAUUUUUAAUGAUGGCAAUGUAUUUUAAGGGAGAGCCACUUGGUCCCGCCCUUUUCAACCUCGUGAUAAAUCAAUUUUUUUAACGUACUAAAUUUUAUAUACUUUUCAUCUAUUAAACAGAUGGGUAAAGGUCGUUUCUAAUUCGGAUCUUCUACUAUUAUGUCCGAUUUGAAUCCAAGGGUAUUUUCGCACGGUAGCCGUAUCUGUUGCGUAAGCUACCGUACAAAAUUAGUUCUUUGGAACCUAAUAUCACGGAUUCGGAUCGGAUACAGUGCGUAACCACCCUAAAGGCCAGCCUUCUAUUAGAAACGUUAAUUGUGAAUAAAUCAUAACUAAAGUUGUCUUAGUGCUGAUAUUGAUGCUAAUUGUGCAAUAAGCAAAUACCUCUCAAACGCCAAAAUUUAUAACAUAGACUAUAUUCUGGGAAGUUCGUUGAUGACCUUCCCAUGAUAUGUGGGCGAUAGGGGGGAAGUGAGGUGUAUCAGCCGUGUGAUUUUCGUUCAUCGCUACACGCCCCCCGGCCCGCGCGACCCAUCGUGAAUUUUACAAACGAAGUUGCCAACCUGUAGACUCUGUUUUACUUUAAAACUGUGUUUAUUUUAGCCUAUUGAAGUGUAAGAGCUAUGAUUCAACUGCAUAUUGUAUUGGUAUCAAUGUCCAAGCUUACAUGUUGAAAGUUUUCUAUAGUAUUUCGUUUAGUUUGUUAGUGCAAUUACAAGCAGAUACAGUGCGUACUCCUAACAGUGGCGUAGCGAUCCUUGGAGCGGCCCUGUAUGAAAAUUACUGGGGGGGGGGGGGGGGGGGGGCAAACGAAGUAAAGAUUUCUCACAAAAGGAACAAUAAUGCUUAAAAUAAAUAUGGCAUUGACUUAACUUAUUAUAUAGGAUUUUUCCAAUUGUGGAUUACGUUUUACUAAUUUUUCAAACGCUUUCACACGUAAGGGGGGCCUGUAAUCUGGGGCCCCGUAUCAGUGAUACGGCCUGCUCCGUAAAAGCGUCAAGAUGACUACUUCAAUUUGGUAUGUUCUAAAUUAUUGGUACUUUAAAAAUAGAAGGUUGGUCUUAUUAUUUUAUCUAUUGACAUCCAAUUUUUAUAUUUUAUAUUAAAAUUAUUAAUAUAUAAUUAAAUAUACAAGUAAUUCAAUCUAAAAUUAAAUUUGAAAUACAAUAAAUAAAACUACCUACAUACUUGCGACUGUAAGUUUAUCAUACUAUAUUCUCUUUGUGGUGUAUUUGCUCCUAAUAUUUGUUUAAAACAUGGAUAGAUUACAAAUUAUAAUUAUUAUACAUGUAAGGUAAAGAUAUAAGAUGAUAAUUUAUAUUACAGGAUUGCAGCAAAAUACAAAUCAAUGUAAAAUAUUUAGGACUGAUAAUGUAAAUGUCUAAGUGCCAUGCACUAUAGAAACACGAAGCCCUAUAUUAAUCCAUAUAUAUAUUAAUCCAUAACGUUCUACAAGUUAAUAGCUUGGGACGUAUAUUUGUCUGUUAUUUUCAUUUCAGUAUUGUCAUAAUAGCUGUUUAAUCAAAAAAAAAAACUAAAUAAGUAGAUAGCUAGGUAACCCAGUGCCUAUUGUAAAAUGUACUUAUAUGCAUAAUCUUGUCUUUACUUUUAAGUAUUGUUUAAGUAUUGUAAGUUAUAAAUAAAAUUAAUCAAACCUAUAAAGGAACGUUAAUAAUUGUAAAUACCUAAAUGAAAUGUUGUUUUUCAAUAUAUUUCGUUGAAUGAAA